Adineta steineri is the source of this 4621-nucleotide messenger RNA. Lineage: Eukaryota; Metazoa; Rotifera; Eurotatoria; Adinetida; Adinetidae. The record is from the annotation of a GenBank genome assembly.
AUGCAAUCAUUAAAUAAUACACAAACAUCAUUUUCAUCUUCUCCUUUCGCUUGUAUUCAUCAUGAAUUUGUGUAUCAAGUAAUGAAACAUCCACAAAAACUAGCUGUUGAACUUGAUGAACAAUCAUUAACGUAUUGUGAACUCUUACAUUAUGUUCAAGUUUUAUCUUCAACUCUUCUUGAUGAACAUCAAAUCACACCAGGUGAAAUAGUUUGUCAGUGUGUUGAGCGAAGUUUGUCAAUGGUGAUUGGUAUUAUAGGAAUCGAGAUGGCUGGUGGCGUUUAUUGUCCAUUAUCAUCUCGAGAUCCACAACAUCGUUUGUAUGCACUUACACAGCAAACACAAAGUCGUCUUGUUCUUGUUCAUUACCUAACUAAGACCAAAUUUGAUGAUUACACUAUUUCACGUGACAUUGAUUCAAUAUUAAUUAUGAAUGAUCGGAAAAGUGACGUAGAUUAUAGUUGUCUUUCAAGUGUGAUAAUGAAAGGUGAAGAGAUAGCCUAUACUAUAUUCACUAGUGGUUCAACUGGAAUUCCGAAAGCGGUUCAACUGAGGCAGGAGAACUUCAUCAAUUCAAUAUUAGGUUUCGUUCGGAUUGAUGCACUACACGAAGACGAUGUUACGAUUCAAAUAGCUAGUUCAACGUUCGACGCGCAUAUACUGGAAAUUGUAGGAUCUCUAAUCUGUGGGGCAACAAUAGUUAUGCUACAUCCACAAGGCGAAUCUGUGUCAUCAGCUUUCAUCAAAAUACUGAUGCAGUUUGUUGUCAAAUCCUGUCGAAUUUGGAAUCUUUAUGGCCCUGCAGAAGCCACACUUGGAACUUCGUGCCACCUACUUGAUGUAGCCUCUAACCUGCAUAAUCUUCCAAUUGGCAAACCACUACCUCGUUACAUAUGUUUACUUCUAAGCAACUUCUUGCAACCUAUUAUGAUUCAGGAAGAAGGAGAACUACUAGUGGGAGGAUUAGGUGUCUUUCCAGGUUAUCUUGGACGUGAUGACUUGACAGCAAACGCUCUUGUCGAGAUAGAUGGUAAACUAUUUUAUCAAACAGGUGAUCUUAUUACAAUGGAUAACAAUGGUCUUCUUCAUUAUCAAGGAAGAAAAGAUCAUCAAAUCAAACUACAUGGACAAAGAAUCGAACUUGGUGAAAUAGAACGAUGCCUACUUAACAUCACAUCCAUCUCUGCUUGUGUUGUGAUGAAAUGGAAUGAUGAUUAUUUAGUUGCAUAUGUUCAAUCGUCCCAUAUCAAUGAAGAACAACUACGUGAACAUUGUCAAUCUCAUCUUCCACCACAUAUGAUUCCAUCUCUCUUUAUCAUUCUUGAUACAUUGCCUUUGAAUCCAAAUGGAAAAAUAGACCGAAAACAACUUCCUUCACCCGACUUUUCUUUAUCAACUUUGUUAUCUUCCGAUGAAUCCGAUACUCCUCUUAAUCAGGUUGAAGGACGUAUAUUCUCUAUUUGGUGUCAAGUUCUUCAUUCUAACGAAAACCACAUUCCUAGAACUACCAGCUUUUUCAGUGCUGGUGGUCACUCACUGUUAUUUAUUGAACUUUAUCAUCACUAUCAAUCAGUAUUCAACUUUGAUGCUCAUACACUUUCGAUUGCUCCAUUUCUUCAACAACCAACUAUUUGUCAACAUUCACAACUACUUCAAACAGUUAUAAUGAAUAAUAUCAAGACAACACAAUGGUACACGUUACAUAUAAAUGAAGCUAUUGCCUCUUUUGCUCAAGAACGUAUCUUUCUUGAUGUACAAGUUCGUUUUUCGAGUGAUAUUGCUAUUUAUAAUGAACUGUCGACUUUACAAGUUGUUCAAGGAUCAUUAUCAUUCAAUCGUUUAUUACAAGCAUUUCGAUAUGUUUUGAAUAAACAUAGAAUAUUACGGACAUCUCUUAUAUUUAGCAAUGAAAAUAGCAGUUUGAAACAAUGCAUCACAGAUAUACAUAAAACAUUCACAAUAACUAUGAAUCAAACAUUUGAAAAUGAAAACGAACUUCGAGAUAUUAUUUAUCAAACAACUACCAAUCCUCAUCUCUUCGAUUUAUCAACUGGUCGUGUCUUUCAUGCUGAAAUUCUGAAACAUCAAAUAUUAUUAAACGAACAUGAAAAUACCAGCAACGAGUUCAUAACUAAUUCUGAUGUUCUUCUCAUUGCUUUUCAUCAUGCAGCAUUUGAUCGAUCAAGUCGUUCAAUCUUUUUGAAUGAUCUAUGUUUAGCUUAUAAUACUAAUGCAAUAUCAAUAGAAGAUGAUGAUGAAUCAUUGCAAUAUAUUGAUUAUAGUAUACAUGAACGUCUAAUUGAUAUGACAACAUCUCGUGAAUUUUGGGAUUUACAAUUAGAAGGAUACAAUUUGGAAUCUCGAUUAUUAUUACCAGCUGAUCAACAUCGUUUGUCUAAUGAUCAUCGAUCGAGUUCUGCUUCUGUCACUCAAAUCUCUUUCGACAAUAAAAUUUCACAACUAUUUCUUGAUUAUGCUUCUAUCCACCAUGUGACACCAUUUCAGUUAGGUCUGUGUAUAUUAUAUGCUUUUCUGUUCAAGUUAACUCAUGGUGAAAAUGAUUUAUGUAUUUCUUGUCUUAAUGCUAAUCGAUACAAAACUGAACUACAGAAUAUAAUGGGAAUGUUUGUUUCAACAUUACCAUAUCGUAUUCAACUUGAUCCUCAAUGGUCAUUUGAUGAGCUUGUUAAAUAUGUACGAGAAAACUGUUUAUCAAUUCUUGAACAUUCACAUUAUCCACUUCAACAUAUUCUUGCUAAUUUACAUAUUAAUCAAUCAAAUAUUUCAUUUCUUGAAACAAUGUAUGACUUUAUUACUAUAUCGUCACACAACGAUGAGCUAUCUUUGGAUGGAGCAAUUUUCAAGCAAGUGUCACUGGAACGAUCGUUUGAAGUGGCUAAGUUCGAUUUUAUGUUAAUGUUUGUCUAUAAUCCGAUGAUGGAAAAUAGUAGAUUAUCAUUUCGUUUAACUUGUUCACAUGAUCUGUUUGAUGAAACUACAGUUACAAAUAUAGGUCAAAGGCUAGAAUAUUGUGUUCAGCAACUUUUUUCAUUAAAUGGAAAUAUGAAUGCAAUUGAUAUAUGUUGCACUUCUAUAUGGAAAAUUAAUCUUAUUCUACCAGAAGAAACUCGAGAAAUGGAAUAUAUCAUCUUUUGUCGACAAUCACAUAUUAUAAACGAAGCACCAGCAUCAUUUGCACAAGCUCGUAUUUGGCUUGAUGAACGAAUUCGAUUCGAUCCAGAGAAGCCACAAGUAGCAAUCUAUAAUAUGCCAUUUGUUCAUCGCCUUCAAUCAGGUCAUACCUUAUCCGUUAAACAACUUCAUCAAGCUCUACAGUUCACUAUUGACAAGCAUCUCUCACUUCGUACAUCACUUAUCUUUGAUACAGAAUUGAAUCAACUGAUGCAACGAGUUAUUACACGGAAAGAUAACUACACUGAUAUGUUUUUAAUCAUCGAAACUACUUAUGAAACAGAUGAACAAUUGAAUGAGAUAUUACAUGACGAGAAAGGUUAUCCUCGUCUUUUUGAUCUAGCUCAAGGUGUUGUCUUUCGAUGUCAUCUUGUUUACUACAAGCAAAUCUCUUCAAAUCAUCUGCUUUCUCACAAAGAUCUACUUAUCUUCAACUUUCAUCAUGCUCUAUUUGAUUUUCCAUCGAUGGAAAUAUUUCUUCGUGAUCUCAAUCAAGCGUAUACAACAGGUCAAUUGUUAUAUGAUGACAACACUAAUCUCCGUUAUCUUGAUUAUGCUGUUAUUGAACAACAAAUGUCAAUGACUGGUGCAAACAUGUUUUGGCUUGAUGCUCUUCAUGAUUGUAAACUUGAUCAAUCUUUAUCUUUACCAUAUGAUCGAUAUCGUCUUGCAAAUGAACAUCGAACUGGUCGUGGAACAUCUAUUUCUUUUGAUUUUGGUCAAGAUCUUUCACAUGACUUUCUUCUGCAUGCAUCAUCAAAUAACAUAUCACUGGAACAACUUGCACUUACUACUUAUUAUGUGCUUUUAUUCAAAUUAACGAAUGGAGAAACAGAUUUAUGCAUUGGAAUAAAUACACAUGGUCGAUAUAGAGAUGAAUUUAGAUCUAUUAUUGGAAUGUUUGUGAAUGCUAUACCUUUGCGAUGUCAACUCGAUCCUCAUUUAUCACUUGAUAAAAUCACUAAGCACGUUCAAGAUAUCAUGAUAAGUUGUAUGAAGUACUCUUAUUUUCCUCUUCAACGUAUUCUCAAUCAACAUCCAAAUAUAUCAAAUCGUGUAUUUCUUGAUACAUCAUUUGACUUUGUAUCAUCUAUAAGAAGAGAUGAGGAAGAUGAAAUAAUGAUCGGUGAUAGUCGACUUUCUUUACUACCUUUUUCAAUUAAGAUUAGUGAAGAUGAAAUAAUGAGUAAAUUUGAUUUUAUUCUUAGUUUUCAACAUGAUCUGAAUCUAAAUGAAUUCUCAUGUGUAAUCGAUGCUUCACUUGAUUUAUUCAGCGUUGAGACAGUUUGUAUAAUUGCACAACGAUUCCAGACAAUGUUACAUCAACAGUUCACAUCUUUCGACUGCAUAACAAAUAAACCUAUCUAUGAAUUAUCAUUAACAUUAUCAAAUGAACAAUAUGUAAUGCAAUCAUUAAAUAAUACACAAA